AUGAACUUAGUAAAAAAGAAGGUAAACUUGGUUCACCAGGAAAAACCUUUGAGUGAUUUAGGUCUUUUAAGUUAUCGAGCUUAUUGGGAAGAAAUCAUUGUAGGAUUUAUUUUAGAAUGUGUUAGUAAAAAUGAAGAUGUGAGUAUUGAUGAAAUCGCUCAAAAGACGGCUAUUGUUCAUGGGGAUGUGAUGCAUGUAUGUCAAACUUUACACAUGUUAAAAUAUCAUGAUAAACAACAUGUGAUUUGUUUAUCAGAUGCAAUCAUUGAAAGACACGAACGAAAUCAAAAGAAGAAAAGAAGAAGAAUUCAACCUAGUCAAUUAUGUUGGAAACCACCCGUCUUUUCUAGGGCACAACUUCAAUUUGGAUUUUAA
This is a messenger RNA of Melampsora larici-populina 98AG31, 375 nucleotides long. RefSeq lists its product as uncharacterized. NCBI's taxonomy places the organism in Eukaryota, Fungi, Basidiomycota, Pucciniomycetes, Pucciniales, Melampsoraceae. The record is from RefSeq and is a predicted model, not a curated record. Bases 1 to 375 code for a protein of 124 amino acids. The transcript is spliced from 2 exons. Gene Ontology annotation, molecular function: histone acetyltransferase activity. Gene Ontology annotation, biological process: regulation of DNA-templated transcription.